AUAUUUAUAUUGGUGGAGGUGAACGCGGCCGGAUCAGCUGAGAGAGAGAGACGAGGAAGCCUUGCCAGGGAGGAGAGAAACUGCUACAGGGAGAAGAUAAACAGCAUUUUCCCGUCCCUUCGAGCUCACCCUGCGCCUCUCACCCAUCCCACAGACCACCCAUAGCCGCCCACCAUGUCCGCCGGGUGUUGCGGGACCAAGAAGACCAAGCUAAAUGGUGGCCCCCAGAUGGCAAGGGAGAACCAGUCGGGAAUUGAACAACAGCCUCUUCGUACAUCAAUCAGGCACUGUUCCCACUCCAACUCGACCAAGGGACAAAAAUGCGGGUAUCCAUAUGGACAUUUGAACUCCUCAUCUGCCCGCAAUCGUUCCUACAGCACCAAGGUGUGCUGCUACAAUGGCACCACACCCACCACCAACGGCACGCUCCGGAAUGGCCUUAUCCCCAUUGCAAGUGCUGAGAUGUGCUUCUAUUGUUUUGACGUCCUGUACAGCCACCUCCACAACAUGGAGACCCCCAGCACCCCAGACUUCACCAAUGAGCCCUUCCCCUUGUUUGUAACUUGGAAAGUCGGAAAAGACAAGCGAUUACGAGGCUGCAUGGGGACAUUUAGCCAUAUCAACCUUCAUGCUGGUCUUAGAGAAUAUGCAGCUACCAGUGCAUUUAAAGACUCACGCUUCCAGCCAAUCGGUAGAGAUGAACUGCCACGCCUCGGAGUUUCUGUAUCCAUCCUUCGUCACUUUGAGGAUGGGCGUGAUUACAGGGACUGGGACAUUGGGGUUCAUGGUAUCCGCAUUGAGUUCCUAAAUGAGCGAGGAGCUAAGAGGACAGCUACCUAUCUGCCUGAAGUUGCUCCAGAACAGGGCUGGGACCAUGAACAGACCAUUGACUCUCUGCUCAGGAAAGGAGGAUAUAAGGGACCGGUCAACACUGAGGUCAGGCGCAGCAUCAAGCUGACUCGUUAUCAGAGUGAAAAGAUAUCAGUAACUUUUCAGGAUUACAUGAGCUACUGGAGAAACCGCCGCUGCUAGCAUUUGCUGAACUCUAGGGAUGGGAGAUGCGGAAGCUUUGAGCCUGGGAGUGCCAAUGAGGGGAGCCGAGGCAGUGUCCUCUCACGAGGCCCUGAACUCACUGGUGUACCUGAGCCGAACCAUCACCUCAGCCACCAGUACCCACAGCCCCCAUAUCAUUACCAUCAGAACAACCACAUAAUGACACAACAUAACAAUAGUCAUCCACUCCUUGCUCAUAAUCACCACAAUCAUCUUUAUUAUCACCACAACAAUCCCAGGUCUCCGUCACCUCUCCACCUCCCUCAUUAUUCAGCUAGAGGCAGUAGUAGCAGCAGUAGCAGCAGUAUCAAUAGUAGUGGUAGAGCAUCAGCCACCAUCACCACCACCACAACCAACACCAACACUCCACCACUGGGUUUUGACGCAGUGGGUAACUCAGGACUUGGUGCAUCUCUCUUGUGCGUCACCACCUCAGGGCAUAAUGAAUUUGCUCUGUGCAGCCCCCCAAACCAGGACGGAGCACUGAUGAAUCACGGGGGUUGUCCCGCCUGGUGCUCUCACCACAGGACAGCCACAGAGGGAGAGGGAUGCCUGGAUGGUCUGCGCAGAGCAUCCAACAGGCUGGCAGACUUUUUGAGGGGCCUUUUUAAUUCUUGAUGGUUGGUUUUAGUUAUUUUAGCUUAUUUGUUUAGUGUUGAGUGUCAUCUGUUUUGAGUUUGGCCCUCAAAUUAAUUUCAGUUUCAUAGUAAUUCUGUAUGGAAACCAGUUUCUAUUAGAGAUCAUGAAAGUGAAAUCAAUAGUGAAGAAACAUGUGUAUAGCUGCCCAGGAGUGUAGCAUCAUCUCAUAAAGCCUCAUCAUGAAUCAAAUACACAUGCUCAAAUUCACAAUGAGCUUGAUACUUGGAGAACUCAAGACUGUGGUGAUUUUGGCUGCAAGCUAUCCAAAGUAUUAGUUACAGUGAAUACCUGUAUGAUGUGAUACAGUGGAAGAAAGUUGAAACUAAGCCUUAGUGGGUAGUCACAUAGCAGUCAGCAAGACCCAUAAUUGUGUGUGGAGUCUGGAAUAAGUGGUCAGCUCACUCUGAUAAUAAACACAUUGCUUGAACAUCGAUAACAGUUAACUUUAGUUUUAUACAUAUACUUUCUUGAUGGUUUGUUUACAAUGUCAGUGAGCCCCGGGCUGGCCUUCCCACUCCCGUCCGUGUGUGUUGUGAUCACUGGGUAUUUUGACAACCCAACCACACCAGUCUUUCACAUUCAGCGGCUGACAAAACUCACAAGAUUGAUAAACCUCCAGUGUAACCUUACAAGAAGGUACUGUAAUUGCAAUGAACAGGCUGAAAGAUGUUCAGAAAGGAUACUUUUCUUGUGAAAAUAAUUCCAAGAAGGUAUGUACUAUAGUUUCAUAGUGGUGGUUGAACAUACAUGAAUGGUGCAACUCAGAGCUACUCGCACUGCUCGUCUCCCAAUGAGGUUUGUUUGCCGCUUAUUUUAUAUCAGACUGCCUAGUCGUGAGCACCUUUUGAUGCUCAUUUGUUACUUACUAGUGAAAGAUCUCAUGUACAGUGUUGUUGAUGAAGAAAACUUUAUUCACCACCCAUUUAUGAACCAUAAUGCAUCAAGAUAUAUCAUUCAGUCAGAAUUGCAUGCUGUCAAAUUAUGAAAAGUGGUUCACGUUAAAAAAAAACUGUGCUCCUAUUCACUACUUUCAUGCAAACACCUUUUCACAUAAACCUGACAAGAGGGUACCAAGUGCAUCUCAGUGAUAACAUGUGAUAAACUAUACCAAAGGUGGCUUGCUGCAUAGGGCAGUUGUACUGAGUGCCAAGGAAAGGAAGCAAGGAAAACAAACAGCUCCAACUUCUUAUGAAGUGAUUAUGCCUCAUCCAUUUACACAUAAACUGAAUGGACAUGCCUGUGUGCAUUUUUCAGUAGGAUGACAUAGAUUAGGAUUAACAUUCCUGAAGAAUACCCAUGACUAAUGAGGGAUUUAUUCCAGCACUUGAAGUUUGUGUAGACUGGUAAUGAGAAAGUUUUUGUGCUACGAGAACCAUCGAAUGAUAAGUGAAAACCAGUUUUGUCUGGGAAGUAUGUCACAUUUUAAUUGAUCAUUAUUUUGAGAAAAUGUAAAAUAAUUAUGUGAACCAAAAAUUCUACUUUUUUUUCAUUAAAAAUGUUUCCUGGAAGGAAAUUGCUAGAGAAAAUUGAAAGCCUACAAAAAAAUGCAAAUAUAAAAAAAAAAUUAUAUAAAAAGUUGCCUGCAUGUUUGUAUAGAGGGAUAAAGGAUUAUGAUUGUAAAAUUUAGAUUAGUAUGGGAUAUUUAGGUUUGUUUGUGUGUUCAUAUUUUGUGUAUGCUAUAAUGCAUAAUCUCACCUUGGCAUGGACCUUUGUUUUAUGGUAGAGCAGAGAGAAGACAUGCACUGCUGUAUCACAUAGUUCCUGAUGGGUAAAUCUGGUCACAAAAAACAAUGUUUGCAUUGGUGCUUGAAACUUAUUCUUUUAUAGUAAUAGUAAUAGAUUUUGUCCUAACUGAGAUAAAGUAACAAAUUUCAUAAAAACUUUGAGAAGACACCCCCCAAAAAAACACGUUCUUAUGAAAGUUAGCCUUAUCUUGAUGCCAACUGUACCUGAUUACUAUAUAAAAAGAGAGGAGCUUCUCAAUCACUAAUAUUUGCUUGCUCACUGCCAAGGCAUUAAUCGAUAUAAGUAUAUCAACAUUACUCUGAUUCAGCACGAUACCAAUAGUUGAAGUAUAGAUAUCAUCAUUUCAUUCUCAUCAACUGUUAGCCUCAAGUUUUGAAAUUUAGUUUUUUUUUUUUUUUUUUUUUUUUUUUUUUAAGUUGAUGAAGCUUUACAAGUUAGGUCAAUGCAGGAACAUAGAAAUCAAUCACAGAUGGCAUGGAACAGAUAAAGAAGAUAAAGAGAUCAGUAUUUCUUGCCAGUCUGUGCCACACAUACUAUAUUUAGUUAGUGAUGUGGACAAUAUCAUAUGUAACUAUCGCUAUUAUAGCAGAUUUAGUUUUUACAGAUUCUUAGCUUUCAUAAGAUUUCUAAGUAUUACUUUUAUGAAAUACUGGUAAUUUUGACAUGUUGAAAAAGGUGCACUUUCAUAGUGAACAGCAAAUAGUAGUGUCAGUUUUUUUCCAUUUUUGUAGAAGCUGUUUUAUUGUAUAUGACCUUACAAAGUGUAAGGUGCAAGUUGAGAGAGGGAGCCAAAACACUGCCAUUGUGUGUUUGUUUGUAUGUUGUUGAAGUUCUUAAACUAUACUCACUAGAGAAAUAGCUGAUAACUGUCAGUUGCAAGUCUCUUAAGAGUGCUGUACAUACUCAAUCCAGUGUCCAGUCCCAGCACAUAACAAGAAGAACAAGUACAUAAUUACAUGACUCGUAGAUGAUGACACUAACCAGAUGUUACUCCAGGACAGAUUCCAAUACAUAUUCAAGAAAACACAAGCAUCAGCAAAAGUUUUUGAUCAAUAAUGGCAUAGAUUUAUUUCAAGAACAGAUAAAUUAUGAAGUGGUGACCCUUGACAACUGUGUCCACACUCUUCUGUAAAUAAGACUACUAAUGGUAUUCUGUUUGUAUAACUUGUUUCACAUGGAAAGUAUAUAUUCUAGUACCUUGAUAUAAAAUCCAUGGAUCUUUUGUCUCUUAGUUUGUUAUUACAAUCAGUAUCCAUUAAAUUUUUAUUUUUUCUACAAAUUGAAGUUGAACUUAUUUUGACUGACAUAAGGAUUGUUUGUUAUUACAUAACUCCCAUCAAGAAGCCAACAAGAGUGUGUGAAAUAUAUUUUUGUCUUCAUGAGGCCCACUUAUCAACUUAGAUGUUUAUUAGAAGAAUAAGUAUGAGAUGACCACUGAUUUUGUGGCCAGGUCUACCUAUCAUUGUGGCACUGAUGUUGCACAGUGGAUUGCUGUCACAGUGUGUGAGCCUCGGAUGAAGGUAAUUGCAGUGAUGCUUCAUUACUGUCAUACAAGUGAAGCCACAAGCAGAUGUGUAUAUGUAAGCUAACUAUCCUGGAAAAAAAAAAAAAAAAAUUUAACCCAGAUUUGUGUGCAUGUUAAAUUACAAAUUAAGGCUACAGUUUAAAUUAAUGGUAAUUCAUUAACUGUAAGUUUUUGCCCUUUAAACCAACCUAAAGUUUUUGGUUUUGGAUUUUUUUGUGGUGACUUUUUUUUAUCAUUUUUAGCUAUUAGGGUUAUUUACAGUUAUUGAAAGAAUACCAUUUGGCAGAAUUUAUAGAGCUUCACAUAUUGGAAUUCAAUAUAUUAGGAUGUAGAGUUAUUAAUUAUGUACUACCUAACAUUUUUGAUAUGUGAAAUUACCCAAUAGUACUGGUUGUUUGUAACAACUGGAUAAUGCAUUUGAAAAUGUUUUAUGUAUUUGAGAGGAUUGUCAUACUUUAAGAAAUAGCUUAUGACUUUGAUAGUUGCAUUAUGGAAAGCAUAACAAAAAUUUGCAAAGACAUGUUUUUAUCCUGUAAUUUUCAUUUAUUUUUUACUGUUUUGUUCCCCUCUUCCAAAGAGGGUUCCUCCGAAAGGUUACCUUGUUCUUGGAGAGCUGUGAGGAGCAGCUCCUCAGUAGUGGUGUGGUAGCUUCUUCUGGGAUAGCUCAGGUAUCUUGAGAGAUCUCCUGAGUCAGGAUUGUUGUCUGUUGCUAAAUUCAUUUUAUGAAAAUAACAGAAGUACAGUUUUUCAUGGCAAAGCAGACUUGUAUUAUGAAUAUGUUACUUUUCUUCUUUCAUAUAGGCAUGUUUGUAUAGUUUAUCCCACUGCAUGGCAACUGAAUAUGAAUCUGUAAUACAUUGUUAGGUAUAGCAUUGGUACAAGGCAGUUCAAAAGGAAAUUAUAAUUAUGAUUAAUCUGUUUUACAUUACAUUAGGAGAAACUAAAUGGAGCACUUAUGGAAACUUCAGUAUACGUAUUUUCUUCUACCAUAAUGCUUUAUGGAGAAUUACAGAACAGCCCUUUAUAUAGCAUUUGAAUCCAUAAACUGAGACACCAUUCUCCAAUAGUCUGAUAAAUUAGCAAAAUUAGAACCCAGGUAAUCAUGUACUACAUGCAUUAUGAUAACAAAAAAUGUUUAUUAUAGUAAUGUUUAUUUUUGGGGGAAUAUAUGGUCAUAAUGAAGUACUUGUAGUUCCAGGAAGUGUGUGUGCAAGUUAUGAUAGAACAGCUGGGCCUUUCAGCACUAACAUGACUCAGUGAGUAAGGCUGCAUGUGCAUUAAGUUUGCUGUCCUGUGCUACAGGAGUCUUGAAUUCAGGUGCCUUCUGCCAGCCUGGGGACCUCUGGGCAACUCCACAAACACAACUGCCUCACAUAAUCUAAUGGAAUUUCAGAACUCAUGAAAUGUUUUGAUGUAAAAGACUGUGUCCAGUUUCUAAUUUUAAAACUUUUAGGUAUCAUUCAGGAACAGAAAACUUGUACACUAUGGAGACUUAAUCUUCCAUGGAGGAUUAUCGUUUUGUUUCUGGAGAAGUCCAUUAUUGUACUAUAGUGGAGGCUGUGAAGGAAUUGUUCAUUGUGAGUUGUACAUAGUCCUUCAAUAAGGGUAAUUUUUUCAAAUUGCAGAUAGUUAUAAUGCCUUAAAAGGACCAUCAAUGCAGCUUGUAAUGACUGUUCAAUUCACAGUGAUUAUCAUAAGUGAAUAAUGUGUCUGAUGCAAGUACUACUGUAUUCUUACUUUUAGCUAUGUAAAAAAAAAAAAAAAAGAUUAGUUAUGAUUUGAUUUUAACUUUGUGCCAUUGUUAAAGAAAAAUAACAGUAUGAAAAUUGUCCUAUUGAAAAAUAAUGGCAGUGGUGUUUAAUGAAUAUAAUUCCUCCCUGAGCCAGUAGAACUUGAAUCUACAGUAUGCAAGGAAAUUUUUUAUCCUAUGGUUUGAAUGACAGCAUUAAUUGUAAGUGAAUGUUGUAUGAAGUUAAACAACUUUUGCAUUUUAUAUAGAACAUCUAGCAUAGAUUUCACAGGUAGCAGCAGUUACUGUAAAUCACAUAUAGAAUCUCCAUUGAAAAUAAUAAACCCCUUUUUCACUA
Molecule: messenger RNA, 7050 nt
Organism: Scylla paramamosain (green mud crab)
Lineage: Eukaryota; Metazoa; Arthropoda; Malacostraca; Decapoda; Portunidae
Product: nuclear protein AMMECR1-like
Exons: 8
Coding region: 175-1032 (285 amino acids)
Source: RefSeq, a predicted model, not a curated record